AAGAAAAAUAUUCAAUAUACAUUUCGUCGGCCCUGUUAUCAAUUUUUUUAAUGAUAAAAACUAUUAAAAGAUUGUAUUAUAAAGGUUUGUCGGUUGCCGGUUUUUUAACCAUAUAGCAUCAGUAGCCGGUAAUCAUGCUAAAAACAACAACAACAAAGUUCAAGUAAAAGUAAAAUAAUAUAAAAUUGUAAAAAUGUCAUCAGAGAUUACCUCACCUAAAGAUGUAAAAGAUUCAAUAAGGAGAAUAAGUCCAGAGUUAUUAAUUAAAAAAUAUUUCCAGCAAUUAACAUCAGGUUGCGGCAGAAAAAAUUGCUCUAAUAAGAAAUGUGUUUCUGGAGGAUUUGUUGCAAUGAAUUGUGAAGAUGCUGCUGUAAUGGCACUUAAAUGCAUAAUUGAAAAAGCACAAAUUUGUGAAGAUCAAGUUGACCCAAUUACUUCUUCUGACCAAGUACUCAGUUAUUCUUAUAUAAAAAAGUUAAUUGAAUCUUGCGACAAUGGAAAUUUCUUGCCAUUACUUCAUAUUCUUGGAAAGGCUUUUUCUUCACCUGAUCUAAUGAACAAAAGUUUUAUUGCAACAAAAAACAUUAUUCCAAACAGUCCUGAAUCAAUUAUACCUCUUGAUUAUAAUGAAGUUAUAGAUUUUUAUAAUUUACUGUUACAACUUGAACUUGAACCCAUUGAAAAUGUUAUAAUUAAUGGAAUCAUUGCAUUAGCAAGUAGUUUUGAAAUAAAGUUAAAAACAAAUACCUUGUUUGAUAAAACUGAUUUGAAUCAGUUUGUUAUUAUUUUACUAAAUCCUAACCUUCACAGUCCAGAAUAUUUUGAAUGUGCUCUUCCAAAUAUUCUCCAGGCUUUAGUUUCUCUACCUGUCAAUUUGCAAGCCAUUCUUGCAACUUAUUUAUCAAAGCUUUCAUCAUCAAGUCUUAAAAAAAUACUUGAUGUUUUUCAGCAGCUGAUUACCGUAAGAAUAUUGACGGGACCUCAUGCUACAAAUGGGACUUUUGUCAACGAUGACAGAAAUAUCACAAACUCGAUAAAAAUGAUUAAAAUUAUAUAUUAUGCAAGUAUUCUUGGAGGAGAUAUGGAAAAAACCCUAAAAUACUCACAUUCUGCUGAUAAAAAGAAUUCUCACGACAUUGUAGAACUAUCAAGAGCAACCUCGCCUAAAAACACUUGUGUUAUAUUAGAAGACUUUUUGGAGGUUGACUUGUCGAGAUGUCGUAAGCCAUUAAUUCCAUAUGAUGAUUUUAUAAAUGAUUGUUUAAAUGAUGCAAUAGAAAUGAGUGUUGACUAUUCAAACUUUAAGCAUGGAAACGAUAAGUUUUCUUUCUUGCAUUUUCCUUUUGUUUUAAAGACAUCGACAAAAACUUUGGGUUUGUUUUAUGAUAACCGAGUUCGUAUGUAUAGUGAAAGAAGAAUAACAUUGUUAACUGGGUUAUUACAAGGCCACAUACCAUCUCCAUACUUAAAGCUAGUCGUAAGAAGAGAUCAUCUAAUUCAAGAUUCACUAGUUGGGCUAGAAAUGGUAGCUCAAGACGAGCCUGAAGAUUUUAAAAAGCAAUUUUUUGUAGAGUUUGAAGGAGAACAAGGCAUUGAUGAAGGAGGUGUUUCUAAAGAAUUCUUUCAGUUGAUUAUUGAGGAACUUUUUAAUCCAGAUUUUGGAAUGUUCACAUUGAAUGAAACAACUCGCACCUAUUGGUUUCAUCCUACUUCCUUUGAAGCUGCCAGUCAGUUUAUGCUAAUUGGUGUGUUAUUUGGGAUCGCAAUAUACAAUAGUAUUAUACUUGAUGUUCGUUUUCCAGCAGUUUUAUAUAGAAAACUCUUAGGCUAUUCAGGAAAAUUUGAAGAUUUAAGUUCAUCUCACCCUGAAAUUUACUUCAGUUUGAAUCAACUUCUUUCUUACAAUGGCAAUGUCAAAGAAGAUAUUAUGGCAUCAUUUCAAAUAAGUUAUAGUGACAUGUUUGGUUCAACUGUUUCACAUGAGCUUAUUGAAGGUGGCAAAGAUAUAGAAGUAACAAAUCAGAACAGAGAAGAGUAUGUAGCGCUGUAUGCUGACUUUAUUCUAAAUACAUCUGUAAAACAGCAGUUCGAUGCUUUCAAAAAAGGUUUUGAUAUAGUGACAAGUCAUUCAAUUUUGAAAAAAAUAUUUCGACCAGAUGAGUUGGAAUUACUUGUUUGUGGCAGUCAGAUAUAUGAUAUCAAUGAACUAGAAAAUGCUACCGAGUAUGAUGGUGGGUAUUCAAAAGAUACUCCUGUAAUAAGAUAUUUUUGGCAAGUCAUUCAUGAGAUGUCUUCUGAUCAGGCUAAACAAUUUUUAAAUUUUACAACCGGAAGUGAUAGAGUACCGGUUGGUGGUUUGUCAAAACUUAAAUUAAUUAUUGCAAAAAAUGGAGAAGAUUCAGAUAGGUUACCUACUGCUCAUACAUGCUUCAAUGUCCUACUUCUACCAAAAUAUUCUAGCGUUGAUAAACUCAGGGAACGAUUAUUAAAAGCUAUUUCUAAUGCUAAAGGUUUUGGUUUGAUGUAACUCUAAAAAAUCAUUUGUAAAUGCUUCCUUUUUAUAGAAUGAUAAGCUUUUUUUUGUG
Hydra vulgaris (swiftwater hydra) is the source of this 2585-nucleotide messenger RNA. Its product is annotated as ubiquitin-protein ligase E3A. NCBI's taxonomy places the organism in Eukaryota, Metazoa, Cnidaria, Hydrozoa, Anthoathecata, Hydridae. Gene Ontology annotation, biological process: ubiquitin-dependent protein catabolic process; protein polyubiquitination. The record is from RefSeq and is a predicted model, not a curated record. Gene Ontology annotation, molecular function: ubiquitin protein ligase activity.